Molecule: messenger RNA, 7095 nt
Organism: Spodoptera litura
Lineage: Eukaryota; Metazoa; Arthropoda; Insecta; Lepidoptera; Noctuidae
Biological process (GO): negative regulation of transcription by RNA polymerase II
Cellular component (GO): nucleus
Molecular function (GO): transcription corepressor activity; protein binding
Source: RefSeq, a predicted model, not a curated record
UUGCCCGUGUGUGGACGUCUUGUCGCUCGCAAGAGCGAUUUUGGCCGUCUCUUAAUUCGUGUGUUCUCUUUUAUUAACCUUAAAUACUCUUGGAAGUUCCUAAAAAACUGGAUUGUACGCUCCGUUGGAACCUUAUAAAAGUGACUAAAGUUGGUUUUGUGGUGAAUUGGUGACAGUGUAUUGGAGCUGCUCGCGCUACGUCCGUCGUCGUGCCUGAGUUGGCGUCGUCCCUCCGAUUCUCGCGAGAUAUUCGCCUGUUUACCGAAUUUACAACAACAUUGAGGUUGCCCCGAUAAGGUACCUACUUGGAACUGGGUGUGAACCCAGAUACGGUGUGUGUGGUUUUAUGUAAUCUUAUUUAUACUGUUAUUGAAGAAACUCACAGUGGAGUUCGUGAAUUAUCCGCUCAGUGUGUGUGCAACGAUUGAAUUGUAUCGGAGAUAAUUGAUUUAUUUAAAAGUGCAGUGUACACUUCAACGACAGUUCUCUGAUUGUUAUGCUCUGUAAACAAGUGAUUUGUGUUUUUAUUGGAUUGUUAUCUAUUUGGAUUACCAGCAGCUAAAUGGCCAUUGUCUCACUGGAAGCUAAACCGAAGUCAUGAGCGCGCCUAGGAGUUACCACUCUCAUCAAGCAGGGUAGCUGUUUUACCACGUACUAUCAAGAGGAGACGGAGUAUGGACGUGUCUUUUAAUAAUGUACUGGAAGGGACGCGCCAGUACUUUAUGGGGGUCCCGAAGCAAGCACCAGCGGACGGGUCCAACCAAUCUCUGUGGCCACAGACUGCUCCAGCGCCAGAAGAAGGAGCUCCUGCACUAUCCGGGGCUCCGGCGCCCUCGUCACGUCCACCCUCUGCUGCAGCAGCCCCACCAUCCGUCCCGAGCUCCACGCCCAUCGCAGCUCCUCCGAGGCCACCCUCGGAACCUAUUGAGCCUGAACCGCAUAUUAUCCAUAAGGCUACUGUAAUGCGCGAGGCGGCAGAGAAGCGACGUGAGCAACCUGAGAUAGAGGAUGACGAAGAAGCUGUGGGUACCCUUUCACCUCCAUCGCAUAUAAUCCGCAAGCCACCGCGGACACUCCCCUCUCCUGCACCAGCUCCCGCAGCGCCCUGUCCGUCCCCUGCGAGACCACCCUCCGCUGCGCCUCUGCAGCCUCCUACAGCUCCAGAAUCACAGCUGGAACCCCCUGCACAAUACCGUCCUCCUGUGCAUCGUGUCCAAACACCGACUACACGACAACCGGACCACUAUGCACCAGGUCGACCACCAGACCCGUAUCCUACGUCUAGACCACCAGAGCAGUAUGGGCGGUACCAUUACGAUCCAAAUAUGUCAGAAGCAAACAGAACUUCUCAUGGGCAAGUUGCUUCGCCUCAGCCUUCAUCACAUUCUCGUCAAAGCCCACAAACUUACGCAAGGUUAUCGGUGUCGAUGCCGCAACACGCGACGUCAAGAUUACGCGAUGUAGCUGCGCAAAGUCCACCCACACAGCGAUAUCAAAUGCCACCUGCACAACCGCCGCCGCCACCUAACGAUCGCGUACCACCUAUACAUCAUCCGCAGCCAGUGCCUCCGGCACAGAGGCAUUCCGCUGAUAGCAGAUCAGCACAAAUGCAAUAUGCAUCUCUUCAACAACGUCGCGAGCCUUCGCCUUACGGCCGGACUGCAACACAUUAUGAGAGGCAUCCUGUGCUUCCACAGCGGAAGUAUGAUCAUCAGCAAGCAUACCCGAGCUAUCGGCCUGCACCGGUCGCGCAACCAGUUCAAAGUCACCGCGUAGACACACACCAUCAAGUUCAAUAUAAACCGCAUGCUCCAAUGGAAGUUUUGAGCGCACACUACUCACCUAGGCCGGAACGGUCGCCAGUGCCAAUCCCACCGCACCCACAUGAUGCUGCUCGGUUGCCACCGCGCGCUGCUGACUACCCGGCUAUGAAUAGAUCUGUAGACACUAGGGGUGGAUACCACUAUCCAACACCGUCAACAUCAACAUCACGGUACCCAUCUAGUGCUCCUGUUCCAAUUGUUCAAAACUCAACUCCACCAAGAACGGUUUAUCGUCAAGCAGCGGCACCCAAGACUAGUUACGAGUAUGCUCCUACGCAUCCGGUGCAAACUUCCCCUGCGCGAUCAGCAGUAAAACCCGGUUAUCCUAAUCAAGCACGCAUGACUGUAUCGGUUACCUCUCUUGUAAAUCAAAUGAAUCAAACCAAACAAAAACAAGAACCACCUGCUGCAGUCGCUCAGGUCACUCAAAGUAAACAGAAGCGAGAGUCGCCAUUAGAUUUAUCGGUAAAAACUGUAAAAAAUUCAGCAGACUCCUCAACGACUCAAGACGAUGUUGUUGAUUCGGCUGCAGACAAUAAAAUGAUUGCUCUACCUCACCGGCCCUCGUCGUCCAGCAGAAUCCAUGCUCAUUUGCCUACCACGAGCUAUAAUGUAGCAUCUCACAAAGUUGAUUUUGCUCCAAAUUUUACUCAAUAUGGGGAAAGAAGUACUACUCAUGGGUAUGCGAGUCCGUCACAACCUGCACCUCCAUCUUUACGUUAUAACGGCUCUUAUGAACCACGUCGACCAGUUGCGGAAGCCUAUCCCGUCGAAUCUCCCCAUACCUACCCAGAGAGAGUCGUUCCAGUUAGGCCAGAUUACGUUCCUAAAAUAGAUCUUACACGAUCUGUCAGUAACCAACCAAAUAGAGUGCGUGAUGACCGACACUUUAUUAUAGAAGAGAGGAAACGUCCUACAGAUGCAAUUGUUAGUAACAUUCCGGAGAAAAUUGUUCGCUAUGAAACCUGGACAGCAGACAGCCGGAUAGACCAUCUCAACCAGACUGCUCGUGAACAACGAGAACUCAUGAAACAGCCAGUAUACAGUUAUAGCAGAUAUAAGCAACAGAUAGAAACUUAUCAAAAUGAACAAAAACGACCAGCUAUUACUGGUGUGUAUCGAGAUCACCAUAUACAUGCAAACCGCAGAUACUCAAAUAACCCUUACCAUCCUGAACUAACCCGUGAGACAGGAGAGUACCAUGCUCACUAUCACGAUAGAAAUCCGUCUGUUAAUAGCCGUCAUCACGUUAUACAAAAAAUUCCGAGCCAUAGAGAUAUUCAUACGCAUCAUUUUGAUCCCUCCAGUGGUAUACCUGCCGACAAAAGGGUGCUAAGUAUUUUGAGAAAUAGUUUAGAAACGAAACAUACAGGUUUCGUAGAGCCACCUAGACAAGCCAAGCAAGUUCCCGACCUCAUAGUAAUAGACGAUGCAGAAGAUUCUGUUAUUGAAAUAACAGACCUUACUAAAGACAAUGAAAUAGACAUGGCAUCUAAAAAUUUAACUAAAGUCCGUUCUAACCACAUAACACCGAACCUGCAUCAUCAUAUUCAAAUGCCUAAAGCCGUAGAUUCUCUGCCUCGUGACUCAGAUUUUAAUAAUAGUCCAGAUCCAAAGCCAAUAUCACCUGAAAAUGAUGUAGCUUCUAGGAUAAGAACAAAAGCAGAACUAAAAGUAAUGCCGCCAUCACAAGAGGCAAUUACUAAAGUUGAAACAAAACAGGUUACACCGCCAGAAAAUGAAAAAUUGAAAUUGCUGCCUAGAAAGACUCAUUUGUUUAAUCAGAUAAGGGAAGACAAUUUAAGAUUAGAGUCUGUAAUUAAAAAUGAAGAGCCACCGGCAACAAUAAUUACAGAAGUUAAAGCAGAGCCAAUGAACAUUGAAGAAAUUGAAAAAGAUGCGGUAAUAUCUAUUAAAACUGAAAAUAUUUUAGAGAGUUUAGAACCUGUUGGCAUAAAUGAAGCCACUGAAACUUCUGUUGAAGACAUAGAUUGGGCGAGUGCUUGUGAUAGUUUUAUGGAGCAGUUAAAAACUGGUUGCCAUAAAAAGAAAAUUCACAGAAAACGUAUUGAUACCUACGAUAACGAUAAUGAGAGUAAAAUUGAAAAAUCUCUAAGCAUCGAUUCUGUUGAACCUUCUUCUUCAUUAGAUGUCAAGACGCCAACAAUUAGCAAUACAUUAGAAGAUCAGACAUUAAAACCUGUAGAAGAGACUACUGAAAGAGACAUCACGCAUGCGAUAGUAGAACCUUCACCAUCAACAGAAGAGUUUAUACCAGCUGCAGUUAUAAAACAAGAACCCAUCGAUGAAGAUGACAUCAAUAGUGAAAUGGAAAUGCCUGUGGCAGAAGCCGUUGUAAUAGAUAAGCAAUCCAACAAAGAAAAAGGCAAAAAUGAUAAAAAGAAUGAAAAGUCAAAAGAUGAUAAAUCAACUAAGAGUAAAACAAAAACGAAGGUGAAAAUCGAAAAAUCAGAUAACUCUCCUUCUAAAAAAGAACUCAAAGAAAAGAUACCUAUUAAAACUGUGAUAAAAGAAGAAUGUGAAUCCACGGAUGAUGACGAACCACUUAUUAAGAGCAAAAUUCUGAAAGAAAAGGAGCAAAGUGAUCGACUUAAAUACCAGCUAUUAAAAGACUUGUCAGAGAAGUCAGCGUAUGUUAAGCUCGAGUGUUGUGAUGUAGACGUAAAUAAAAAUACAAGAAAAUCGCUGGAUUCUACAACAGCAAAGGAAAAGGAGGAAAAACAAGGCAAAGGUAAACUAGGUAGACAAAUGUCAAGGACGAAAUCAAAGUUAUCAACUGAUAAAAAUGAGAAGCAAGAGAUUAAUUCAAGUUCAGAUAGUGACGACGAUGAUCUCAGUGUGGCAAGAAGACUUCGUAUGCGUAAAAAUACAAAGACUGAAGAAAAUAAAAUUACCCAUAAUUCAAAGACUCCUGUGAAAUCAUCGCCUGUAAAAAAACAAGACAGCAGUAGUGCAAGUAAUAGUUCAACACCUGUACGAAAACCGACAUUCGGAGAUGGUUCAUAUUUUCACCCGGGCUGGGAAGAGGAAUUAUAUAAAUAUAAACGUUCUCUACGUAUGCCCACUAGACUUAUUGCAAUACCACGAGGCCGGUCGGGUGGGCCGUUUGUAAGAGGAUCAGGUGCAAUCUUUACCAGAGGUUCGACCUCUCUGCCUGAUUUGGACCCGGCACCUCUUUCGCCAGCUCCAUCUUCAGCACCUUCGGCUGCUACUGACGAUUUGUAUGCGAGGCGUCCUGAUAAGCUCACCCUUGAUAGUGAUCUAGAUUCUAAUUCUAGUUAUUCUACACCAAAUAAGUUACAUUAUGAUUCUGAAGCAUCUACUUCGACGGUAUUGUCUUCUAAAAUUAAUAAAAAGAAAAGCAACUCGAUUGUUGAUGUUCUAAUACAAAAAUGCGGGAAAAAAGAGGAGAGCAGAAAGGAGAAAAAAGGUAAAGACAAAGAUGACAAAACACCUAAAAUGAUUCCUAAGAAAACAUCGAGUGAAUUGCUACCAACACCUAGCUUAGGCCUCAUAAAAAACGGAAAUAAAGGCAGUUACAAUGUUAAAAAAGAAAAACUGAUGGAGGAUAUUUUUUAUUUGGGAGCAUUCCGUAAAGAAACUGUAACUGCUUUCAGAAAUUCAUUUAUUAAAGACACGGAUGGUCUGAUAGGAGCGACCGAAGAGUUCGCCCCAGUAGUUCUCAAAUCAAGGACAAGAACUGAAAGUCGCGUGCUUAAACAAAGAGCUACAAUUAAAGAAGUAUUUGGUGAUGAACGACCUGCUUCAGCGCCUCCAACAUCUUGCCGAGAAGAAGAAGAAGUUCCGGAAGAAAAGGAGAUAAAAGUUACUGAGAUUAAAAAAGAACCAGAAUCCAAACCUAAGUUUAAACCUAGGAAGAUUGUCAAAGAUAAACUGAAACGAAGAUCUAGUUCAAUCAGGGAUGGGCUUAGAAGCACAAAAUCAUUGAAAAGGAACGAUGCUAAGGGUCGACUUAUGCGUUUAAAGAAAAGAAAUAGCAUAAUGAAAUCAUUGAAUCACAAGAGAACUAAAGAAAUAUCAGCAAAUAAACAUAAAAACGAAAAUGCUACUCCAGAAGAUAAAGACAAAUCAAAAGUAGAAGGUAGUUCUCUAGCUCCAACUGAAGGCGUGAAUACCAAAAGACGACUGAAGCGCCUUUUUGGUAGGAGAAAAUUUAGUUCGGGAUUUGAUUAUAUCAGAAAGAAGAAGAAGAUUAUACGCAGAGAAGAAGCGGCCACAAAAAUACGGAGACCUGCUGCUAAGCCCAGUCCAGAAUCAGUUCAUGACAUCCAAAAAGAAAUCAAAGGCUGGUUCAUUAACAAGAGCAUUGGAGAAACGCAUCUCCAUAGAGCUGCUAGACUUGGAUACACGGAUUGUGUCGCGUAUUGUUUGGAGAAGUUGGAGUCGGAUCCUUCAGCCAAAGAUAACGCAGGCUUCACACCUUUACAUGUGGCGGCCGCGAAGGGUCAUGUUAGAAUAGCUCGACUUCUCCUGCAGUACGGUGCUAACGUGUCAGCGGCUGCUCAGGGAGGAAUCAGACCUUUACAUGAAGCUUGCGAGAAUAGUCACGUGGAAGUCAUACGUCUACUUCUGUCAUACGGCGCGGAUCCACUUCUCGGAACAUAUUCUGGCCAGACCCCAGAGGAACUGACAGAGGGUCUUGCCUCAACAUUAUUGAGAUUACACAUUGCCGACGUACAGGGAAAUGCAAUUGAACCUUGGCGGUUUCCACCACCAACCGAACUGAUAGAUCGUGAGGAGAUGGGCUGCGAUCCUCUUUCGUCGCCUCCUCCCGCUUCCCCGCCGCCGCCUCCGGACUCUAUGAUCGAGAUUCAGUGCACUGAGGCUCCACUGCCGCCCUUCUACAGUCUGAGAACUCCCGCUGGCCAACCAGCUGACGGCUUGUGGUGUUUGUUGCAGGACAUCACUAAUUUAUUACAGAUCAAAUCAAAGGAUAGUCUUCUAAAACAGAUCCAUUGCGGGUCUGGAUCACCAAAAGAGUUGUUGCGCGAGAUUCGUACACAGGAGUUUUUGGAACGAGCCCAGUGCCACCAACUGCUCGGCGCCGGAGAGAAAGUCAACGUGCGAGCCUCGAAAGUGGCGCUCGUCCGGGUGACCGACAAGUUGAGGCAACUGCUCAAGAUUGAAACUGUACUGGUUAGCUGACAUUAGGAUAAAUUCUAAGGCCACUCAGAGAUCAAAUAAAACUUAAUUCUCUUUUACGGACAUAAAGAUUUGAGGCCUAAAUUAA